This is a messenger RNA of Scleropages formosus (Asian bonytongue), 822 nucleotides long. RefSeq names its product MYC binding protein (gene mycbp). NCBI's taxonomy places the organism in Eukaryota, Metazoa, Chordata, Actinopteri, Osteoglossiformes, Osteoglossidae. Gene Ontology annotation, cellular component: nucleus. Gene Ontology annotation, molecular function: transcription coactivator activity. The record is from RefSeq and is a predicted model, not a curated record. Bases 111 to 422 code for a protein of 103 amino acids. The transcript is spliced from 5 exons. Gene Ontology annotation, biological process: regulation of DNA-templated transcription.
GCUUGCCCCUGGGAUGCGCAUGCGCAGAGCGGCGACUCACGAAGGUCGGCUGUUGCGGAGAAACGGAUAGAGAAAGAAAACUUGUGAAGGCGGCCGAUUUGUUCACUAAAAUGGCACAUUACAGAGCUUCAGAGUCCAAGCGUGAACAGUUUCGAAGAUACCUGGAGAAGGCCGGGGUUCUUGACAGCCUCACCAACGUUUUGGUCGCGCUUUACGAAGAGACGGAUAAGCCCAACAAUCCUUUGGAAUUCCUCAGGCAUCACCUAGGUGCAGCUGGCCCAGAAGCGACAGACACAGAGCUGCUGCGCCAAGAGGUGGCUGAGCUGCGGCAGAAGUGCGACCGGCUGAUGGAAGAGAACAAAGAGCUUAGGAACAAGCUUUUGCAUUAUGAACCUGCACAAGGAGAUGGAGCACCUGAAUAAGACUACCUCUGUCCAGACCAAAACUUCUUUCCUCACCUUGGAAUAUGACUUUAAAGAAUGGCAACACUGGAAAUGCAAGGGAUUUUGUGUUUAUAGUAAUAUAAAUAGCUGAAGUGUUAAUGUCUCAACAUACUGUAUUUUGUCCUUUUUUUCAAGUGGGAUUUAUAAGUUCAAUACACAUUUGAAGCAAGCAGUUGUUGUGCUCAAGUUAUUUAUAGUAGAGAAUGUGUGAUCAGUAUGAAGUUUAAAAUCAUAAUGGAAUUCAUUGAAGUACAUUUUUCUAACACAUUACAAAUUUUUUUCACAGCUCUUCAUAUUUAAGGGAAAGUUUUAGUGCUUUUUGUUUGUAUUUAUGGAAUGUAGUGGAUUAAGUAUGCUGGAUAGAUCCACAUUUAUGAAA